Messenger RNA from Daldinia loculata, 1497 nucleotides. Its product is annotated as FAD-binding domain-containing protein. The record is from RefSeq and is a predicted model, not a curated record. Gene Ontology annotation, molecular function: FAD binding. Bases 1 to 1497 code for a protein of 498 amino acids. NCBI's taxonomy places the organism in Eukaryota, Fungi, Ascomycota, Sordariomycetes, Xylariales, Hypoxylaceae. The transcript is spliced from 3 exons.
AUGACUAGCUCGAAAACCCCCCAGAUUUUGAACGCGUUGACCAGCGUUCUUGGAGACUCGGUCUUACAGCCCGGCAGCACCGAAUAUGAGAAAGACAACGGCUCAUACUUCAGUGCCUUCGAGAACGAAGUUAAGCCCUCAUUCAUCGCCAAACCAAAUAAUGUCGAGCAGGUACAGGGUAUAGUCCGGGCUCUUCGUCCGUAUGUUCUCUCGGGAGACUGCGAACUGGCUAUCCGAGGCGCUGGCCAUUCUCCAAUUGCUGGCAGCGCAAACGUCCAGGAUGGCGUCACGAUAGACAUGCGAGGCCUUAAAGGCAUCAAGUUAAGUGAUGACCAGUCAGUAGUGGAGAUUGCUGCCGGGGAGAUUUGGACUCCUGUCUACGCUGAGCUGGAGAAGUAUGGCUUGACAGUAGCUGGUGCUCGUGUUGGCCGUAUCGGUGUUGCCGGCUUCCUCUUAGGAGGGGGCUUGUCUAUAUUCUCAACGCGGAAAGGGUUCGCAUGCGACUCGGUCGUCGAGUUCCAGGUCGUCCUCGCAUCUGGCGAGGUUGUCCGCGCAAAUGCGGAAGAAAACGCCGAUCUCUGGCGCAGCUUGAGAGGCGGUAUGAAUAACUUUGGAAUUGUUACCUCUUUCAAGAUGAAGACCUUCAAGUCAGGACCUAUAUGGGGCGGGAUAACAUACUACCAUCCCGAGGUAAUCGAAGAAGUUUUUCCGCUUAUCGACAGCAUUUGCGGAUUCCCUCACGAUGGCUACCCCUACGUUGGUGAGCAUGACAAAGACACUCAUCUCAUGUAUAGCGUUGGUUACGGCUUUGGACAGAAAGUUGUGGCGUGUGUCAUGUAUCACACCCAAGGCGAAGAAAACCCACGUGCACUACGAGAAUAUACAGGUGUAGAGAGCCCUAUAGAUUUUGGGUAUCGUCGGAUUAAAGAAAUGUGCACUAUGCGGACGUCGACGCAACUGGAGUUCUGUGAGGAAUUGUCAAAAUUUUCAAGUGAUGGAUCACGGCAAUUCUGGGCUUCGAUAACUAUCAAGGCCAACGAUACCGGAUUACUAGAGGACAUCUGUGAAGAAUGGGAUAAGACACUUGAGAAACUAAAAGAUGCCGAGGGGUUCACCUUUACUCUCGGAUUCCAGUUUUUGACUGUGUCUAUGUUAGAGAACUCAGCAAAGGCAGGCGGCAAUGCUAUGGCUAUUCCGCCUUCGGAUGGACCGCUGAUCAUAGUAGUAAUUAACCCAACCUGGUCGCUGCCGGAAGAUGACGAUCGCAUAUUCAAGGCAGUAGAAAAUCUCGUGGCAGAGUCCAGAGAGCGGGCGGUUACUAGGUAUAGAUCAUCAUUGCACCCUUAUAUCUUUGCGAAUUACGCCUACAAGGAGGACGAUGUCAUUGCGGGAUAUGGAAAGGAGAGUGUAUCGAUGCUUAGAGAGACCAGCAAGAAAUACGACCCAGAGGGUUUAUUUCAGAAAGGCACUCCUGGCGGUUUCAAACUCCCAAAGUAG